This is a messenger RNA of Chiloscyllium plagiosum (whitespotted bambooshark), 1045 nucleotides long. It is a transcript of the gene eny2, whose product is annotated as ENY2 transcription and export complex 2 subunit. Gene Ontology annotation, molecular function: transcription coactivator activity. Gene Ontology annotation, cellular component: nuclear pore; SAGA complex. Lineage: Eukaryota; Metazoa; Chordata; Chondrichthyes; Orectolobiformes; Hemiscylliidae. Gene Ontology annotation, biological process: positive regulation of DNA-templated transcription; mRNA export from nucleus. The record is from RefSeq and is a predicted model, not a curated record.
UAAUUCUGGUUUAACAUUAGGAUUUGCUGUUGUUUGGUUCACUGCUCGGCGGUCGUGGGGUGGAAUGAAUGUGUUGCACGUUCCGUUUCCUCACUUUUCAAUCACAUUUUGACAGGAGUUUAUUUUGAAUUAAAUUCGUCUCUCUCUCUCACACACACACACACACAUUCUUUUAGUUGUCGGUGCUCGUUAUUCACUCCGGUCCUAGGUCGUAUCCCCGUUCCUUACGGUCCGGAACUAUUUUGUGAAACUGCAGGUGGCCGGGGGAGCGGUGUUACCGCGGGCAUUUCCUUGGAGCCGCGCUGGGCCUCAGUUUGUUGUAUGUAAGAAAGAGACAGGGGAGAUCGUGAGCAGAGAGGAAGAUCAAAGAGAUUUGAUUAUGAGCACAAUAGUGCAGUGACUUUUGGUUAUAAGUAAUCUGGAGAGUAAGGUCUAAUCAAACUCCACACAGAAGUUAUCCAAGACUGAAAACGAACCUGGAUCCUAGGCAUUGUAAGUUGCUCACUUUCUGAAAUGAAUAAAGACGCACAACUCAGAGCAACCAUAAACCAGAAGCUGAUAGAAACAGGAGAGCGAGAACGUCUGAAGGAAUUGCUUCGAGCUAAGCUGACUGAAUGUGGAUGGAAAGAUCAGUUGAAAGCACACUGUAAAGAUGUGAUCAGGGAAAAAGGCUUGGAACAUGUUACAGUUGAUGAUUUGGUGGCAGAAAUUACUCCAAAAGGAAGAGCCCUAGUGCCAGAUAGUGUAAAAAAGGAACUUUUGCAGAGGAUAAGGACCUUCCUUUCUCAGCAUGCCAGUCUUUAAGUAUGCGAUGAGCAAAUUACAAUGCCAUUUCUUUGCAGUUUAAUUGAUCAUCAGAUCAGCUCCAAUGCCUAGAUGAAACUGGACAUGGCUUUUUUUUUGUUGUCAAGUUUUUGUGACUUUUUUUACACAUUUGUCUUAAAUUUUUAAGUUCACGAAUGUAAUUCACAAGCAGCUUUUCUACUCACUUCUGUAUUUUCCUUGAUAUGUUGAAGGUGUUUAAAUAAAAUUAUUUUGAAAUGAU